Molecule: messenger RNA, 1526 nt
Organism: Anas platyrhynchos (mallard)
Lineage: Eukaryota; Metazoa; Chordata; Aves; Anseriformes; Anatidae
Gene: RBM7
Product: RNA binding motif protein 7
Biological process (GO): regulation of alternative mRNA splicing, via spliceosome
Cellular component (GO): nucleus
Molecular function (GO): single-stranded RNA binding
Source: RefSeq, a predicted model, not a curated record
UGACGUGGCCCCGCGCCGUCCGCGCCUGCGCAGCAGCGAACGGCGGCGGCGGCGGCCCCGGAGGGCGCGGGCGGCCGGGCCUCACGAUGGGGGCGGCGGCCGCCGAAGCGGACCGGACGCUGUUCGUGGGGAACCUGGACCCGCGGGUGACGGAGGAGCUGAUCUUCGAGCUGUUCCACCAGGCAGGGCCGGUGAUUAAGGUUAAAAUCCCCAAGGACAGGGAUGGCAAGCAGAAGCAGUUUGCCUUCGUCAACUUCAAGCACGAGGAAUCCGUCCCCUACGGAAUGAGCCUGCUCAACGGCAUCAAGCUCUACGGGAGGCCCAUCAAAAUUCAGUUCCGAUCAGGGAGCAGUCAUGCAUCUCAGGACGGUAAUUCAUCUUCUUUACCACAUGGAACUGCCAAUACCAGCCCAUCUGGCACAGCACAUCCAGCUUCCAGCAGAUACGAUAAGAGUCCAGAUAAUGCGGUAGCAGCAGGAUUCUCAUCUGUGCAGAGGUCUCUGCCGUCUCCUGAUAACCUUCAGAGACAAGGAGUGAUGCACGGUGCGAUGCGGCAGCAGUCCCAGUACGGUGGGAAGUAUGAUCACCCUGGCUUUGCUGCCUCCGGGUACCAGCACGGGCACUCGUUUAACCACUCGUCAGCCUCGCAGAUGCAGUGGCGCCCAGACGUCGCAGCGCUGCGCAAGACCAGGAUGGGCUCCCACCCCUAUUACUCGGACAGUCGGCAUUUUGGCCGAGAACAGCGUUUUGGGGACCGUGGGCCUGACUAUUGCAGGGGCAAAAGGGAUGACUACGGGUUUGAAGACAGAGGCCACGACUCUGACCAUCAUUACCGGGGGAGCAGAGACGACUUUGUCUACGAAGACAGGAAUCGUGAAGGCUGGAGCCAUGAUUACGAAAACAGAAGAGAGAACUACAGAGAGGGCAAGUGGCGCCUGUCACGGCAUUAACAAGCACUCAGUAGGCUUCAAAGAACUUUAUGGGAAACUUUAACCUGUUUCUAACUGAAUCUGUGUAAAAUAAACCCAUCAUAGUUACCAUUUAACAUUUGUAAAACUACUAGCAGAAUGCUCCAAAACUAGCAUCUUAUUUUUAAACGUGUUAACGGCACCAAACCUGUCUGAAUUUAAAAAGCGCUUGGACUGUGCACUUAGUCACAGGGUCUGAGCUUUUGGGCAGACCUGUGCGGUGCCAGGAGUUGGACUCGAUGAUCCUUACGGGUCCCUUCCAACGCGGGAUGUUCUCUGAUUCUGAUAACUCAACACCUCAGGGCUCUAUGCAAGAAAACAAACGUGCCACAUUUUGAGAGUUGUUGCUGGGUGCUUGUAUUAUAACCAAGAGUGUAUUUUUGUAGGAGGAGGGCUCUGUCAGGUGCAGGCACACACCCCUUGAAGCAGAGCCCGAGGGCUGUGAUGCUUUGUGGCACCUGACGCGCGUUUCCAACCGUUUUGAUACACAAGCGAUUCCUUUUGAAUAUUCCUUGUUUUGGAGAAGAACAUUAAAAGCCUCCCCGUGGAUAAACCAUA